Athalia rosae (coleseed sawfly) is the source of this 1731-nucleotide messenger RNA. RefSeq lists its product as uncharacterized. Bases 358 to 1506 code for a protein of 382 amino acids. Gene Ontology annotation, molecular function: peptidase inhibitor activity. Lineage: Eukaryota; Metazoa; Arthropoda; Insecta; Hymenoptera; Athaliidae. The record is from RefSeq and is a predicted model, not a curated record. The transcript has 7 exons.
CUUUCAGAUUGUCCGCAUGCAGUUUUUCUCAAUAUCUUUGACGUUGCAGUGAGUGUGAUUUCUGCGCAAAUAACCGAUCAAUCUGAAUCUCCACGUCGGGUGAUAAUUGUUUCCCAGAGGUUAAUCAACAUAAAAAGAAUAGCUGCGUUAAACGUUAGCAAUGUCGGAGUUAUCAAUGGUCGACAAUUUUUCUCAGAUGAUCGAUGAAAAUAAUAUAUUUUCCAGGGAUCAUAGUCUUAGGCCAUGUCGAUAAUGAUGAUGGUAUGGCCGUGUCGAGUGACCCAAGCACCCUCUGAGAGUAUUUAUUUUUUUUUACAGCUAUAGACUCUUGCUAUUUAAUUCCGAAUUUUCGCCACAAUGGAUCAAUUGAUCUGGUGCAUCCAGAUGAUCAUUAACAAGAUGAAGAUUUUCAUCAUAUUUGUGCUCGCUGCCGUGAUUCUGGUGGAUGCUGACAGUGUUUAUGAGUAUCUGUCACGGGAUAGGAGAAACACCCCGGUUUGUGCACAGGGCGAAACGAAGAUGCAAGAUUGCAAUCAUUGCUUCUGCCUUGGAGAUGGUUCUGGGUGGGCUUGUACUCUGAUGGCAUGUAACACCAUGUCAAUGAAUGGUGAUCCGGGUACCGCAUCCAUGGAUGAAUCCGGUCCCCAGGCCCGAUCAGGGCAAGAUAAUACAUCUGAUGCAUAUCACUGCGAGCCAAAUUCAACCUGGAAGGUUGACUGCAAUACAUGUUUCUGUACUUCCGAUGGCACCGCAGCUGCGUGUACUCUGAUGGGCUGUUUCUCCGGAGGAUUGCAACCUAUCAUUUUGAACGGCACCAGCAAUGUGGAGUCCGAAUCUUGUAAACCUAAAUUCUGUCUACCAAAUGUCCGAAAUUGUAUUCAAAGUACGAGAUUAAAGAAUUACUGUGUUCAUUGUAGAGUGACAUUCAAUGACCUCGAUGUAUCGAACAGGACAUCACAAAUUUACUACAGAUUUUAUGAAAAUUUUGAAAUUGCCAGCAGUAAACUGUCUUCCCACAAGAAUUUUGACAGAUUCAAGAUCCUCAAGAAAAUGAGGGCAAGCACUCUUUGCAUGUUUGCUCUAGUAGCUCUAGUUCGUGGAGAAAACGGGAAUGAUCGAAGAUUAAAAGGUGAAAUUGAAUCAGAAGGUCGGACCUCCCUCCAAGAUUUGUUGCAAACCAAAAAAGCCAUUCAGGUCUGUUCACCAGAGAGUACAUUUAGGAGCGUUUGCCAAACAUGCAGCUGCUCGAAAGAUGGAACCGAACUUACCUGCAACAUUCUUGAGAUAUGUGAAAAACACAAGCGGAAUAAACGUCAAAUACCUUUUACCUGUAUUCCAAGUCAAACCUUCAUGAGGGACUGUAAUACCUGCACCUGCAACUCAAACGGUCGUAAUGCCGUUUGUACUCUUAUGGCCUGCCAUAACAGAACAUUUCUUCCCAAGGGUUAUCAUCCGGGAUUUGCUCCAAGACAAUCACCAAUAGGACCGUUCUCUACUUCGGGAUGAAUGCUGAUUAUAAGCAAUUGCAAGUGAAGACUCUCGAUCAGAUUUGGAUAAAACAUCGGAUACCGUGGAUUUAGAUGUCUAAUAUACACCCUUUUGACGGCUCGUAAUGACAAAAAUACGAUUAAUUAUAUUCUGAUAUGGUUACAUUAAGAUUAUUUGUAAUCGGCAAAAAUGGGAAUAAAUGAACGGCCACAUUAUCACAUAAUGUCGCUGUGUUAAAACUUU